AGAGAAAAUAGCAAAUCAAUGCCGCCCUUUCUCCCAAGCAUGUUUCCCUUCUAGUAAAGGAGGCUCCACCUCUGCUAGGGAUUGAUUCGCCCAGCAAUUUUUAGGAUAAUUUAUGGAGCAACCUGAUGAGCCUAUUGGGCGAGUUGCUCGGUCCUUGUAGAGUGGCUUCCUACCUGUUUGGGUGCUUGAUUUUUUAUUUAAUUUCCCCCUUCCCCUCCCUCUGCCUGCCGUGUGCCGGUGGGGGGGGGAGAACGGUGGGAUUGGCAGGGUCGCUAUUCCCCAGCCUCUCCGGAGAAAACUCGGGGACGGGAGAGCGCCUUCCCGCUCAUGGAUGCGUGGGGGAGCCCUGCUCCCCGCUGGAGCCGCCGCCGCGGGGCCCGGCUGCUGCUGCUGCUGCUGACCGUGCGGCUGGGGAGCGGAGCUGAUAAAGCAGAUGAUGAAGAUGAUGAAGAUCUAACAGUGAAUAAAACAUGGGUACUUGCACCAAAGAUUCACGGAGGGGAUGUAACUCACAUACUGGACUCUUUACUUCAAGGAUAUGACAAUAAGCUUCGGCCAGAUAUUGGGGUGAGAACGACAGUGAUUGAAACAGAUGUCUAUGUUAACAGCAUUGGCCCAGUUGACCCAAUUAAUAUGGAAUACACUAUAGACAUAAUUUUUGCCCAAACUUGGUAUGACAGUCGUCUAAAAUUUAACAGCUCAAUGAAGGUGCUUAUGCUUAAUAGCAAUAUGGUUGGAAAAAUUUGGAUUCCAGACACUUUCUUCCGAAACUCAAGGAAAUCUGAUGCUCACUGGAUUACGACUCCAAAUCGUUUGCUUCGAAUCUGGAGUGAUGGAAGAGUAUUAUACACUCUGAGGCUGACAAUUAAUGCUGAAUGUUAUCUUCAGCUUCAUAAUUUUCCUAUGGAUGAACACUCCUGUCCACUGGAGUUUUCAAGCUAUGGAUAUCCCAGAAAUGAAAUUGAAUACAAAUGGAAGAAAACCUCUGUUGAAGUGGCGGAUCCAAAAUACUGGAGAUUGUAUCAGUUUGCAUUUGUAGGGUUACGAAAUACAACUGAAAUUUCUCAUACCUUGUCUGGUGAUUAUAUUAUUAUGACAAUCUUCUUUGAUCUCAGCAGACGAAUGGGGUAUUUUACUAUUCAGACGUACAUUCCUUGCAUACUCACAGUUGUUCUUUCAUGGGUCUCAUUUUGGAUCAAUAAGGAUGCAGUUCCUGCAAGAACUUCUCUCGGCAUUACAACAGUGCUGACCAUGACAACACUGAGUACAAUUGCAAGGAAGUCACUCCCGAAGGUUUCCUAUGUGACAGCAAUGGACCUUUUUGUUUCAGUUUGCUUCAUUUUUGUGUUUGCUGCCUUGAUGGAAUAUGGCACAUUGCAUUACUUCACCAGCAACAGAAAAGGAGACAAAGGAAAAGAAAGGAAGACAAAGUCUAAGCCAUCAAAAGCACCUGCAAUUGCUGUUCGACCUGGAUCGACACUUAUUCCAAUUAAUAACAUUAAUCAUCUCCCUGAACAUGAUGAUGAUUAUGGAUAUGAGUGCCUAGAAGGGAAAGACUGUGCUAGCUUCUUUUGUUGUUUUGAAGACUGCCGCACAGGAUCUUGGAGAGAAGGAAGAAUACACAUCCGCAUUGCAAAAAUUGACUCCUAUUCUCGAAUAUUCUUUCCAACUGCCUUUGCAUUGUUCAAUCUCGUUUACUGGAUUGGCUAUCUUUAUCUAUAAGUUUCAGAGGUUUGACAAACUCAGAAAAAAAUUGUGAUUUGAACAGUCAGUAACACUUUAAAGUGAGCAGUCAGAGAUUAGAGCUUGUCCAAAAUGACUCACAUUGUUUGGAUACUUAAAAUAUUUGAAACAAUGAGAGGACAUAUGGUGAUGUGGUCUCCCUCUUGUGAUCAACUAUAGAACUGAUAUUGGUAUUUUGAAGAGAAAAUAUAAAUAUCCCUGAAAUUUAGCUUGCCUGAACAUGUACAUAUUUUGUCCAGCUCUAACAAAAUGCAGAGUCAAGAGGCUAUGUUAUUUAACUGGACAGCUCUACAUAAGCUUUCAGUUUUCAUUCUAAGUGAUAAUACAGAUGAAUUUUGUAGCAUCUCUUACACCUUUACAAAGAAAGCCUUAACAAAAUGGGAUUAAUUAUUCUCAUCCAUUUCAUCCAUAAGGUGAUGAUUUUAUUAAUCCUUGAUUUAAAAAGUUGAAAUGGAACAUUUCCAUUUUUUCAACUAGCCAUUUGUUCUCUGCAGUAUGUUAAAAAGAGUGAUUAAGUCAUAAUUAAUCACAGUCAUAUUUAUACAGAACACAAAGAUUAGAGCCGCGAGAAAUGGAUAUAUCACUAAAACCCCAAAGGUAAUUCUGAGCUUGUCUUAUCCUGACUAUUGAUGUAGGCUUUUGGCUUUCAACCUUAGAUUAGAUGUAUGUCUGUGCUCCAUCUGCCGUUACUUUUCUGUUGUGAUUACCCCAAGGUUUUCAAAACUUUCAAAACUUUCAAAAGUUCCUAAAAAGCUGCCAUUGUUUGCUCAUUUCAUGGAAACUGGAAUAAUGUUGACUGAGAUUCCGGCCAUUGAGUAUAAUGCUGUUCACGUUCUCCUCAUUCCCUUCUUUGUCUGAUUCAUACUCAGGGCCAGAGAAAAAGUCAUAACUCUACAUGUGGUAGAAUUUGAAUCAUCAGAGUUUGGAAAACCUGUAUCACUGCUGUGGUUGCACAACAGUAUUCAAAGCCACUAUGUUAAGUCUCUAGCCCUAGGAGUGUAGUGUGUGACCUGCUUCUCUUUGCAUACAGUAUGAAUCUGUGGAUUCUGCUUGUUACUGCAUACGCUGCUCCAAAGCCAAAGCCAAACAGUAUGAAUUAACUGAGUCCGUGUUAUAGAUUGCCAUGUAAUUAUCUCCUUGAUAGUUGUUUGUUUCUAAUGGAAAAGCUCUGUUGGGGGUGGGGGCAGUUAAAUAAUCCUUAUGCAUUGCUGACCCUUCUCUAAGAUGGGACUUCUUCCCACCUAAAAUUCUAGGACCAGUUCUCCAGCAUUUCUGUGGUCAGAGCUUCUGUUCACUUUGGUAGCAGUCCUUCAGUAGCAGCUUUUCUGGACUGACUUCUCUGUGUUGACUGCUGCUGGCUGACAGCAUUUAGUAUCUCAUUUCUAUUUUUAAAUACAUUGUAUUUAUCGUGCAAAAGUGCUGUCUUUCCUCCCUUCUCAAAAAUAAACUGGUCUCAAGUGAGCUUGCAAAAAAUCACUGUAAAAUUAAGAUAUGCAUUAAGUAAAAGAAUUACACAGAAGACCUUACAGAUCUUUAAAGAGGAUUAAUGGGAUUAACAUUUGGCUGUAGGUAAGGAUGUUCAGUACUGGAAAUACAGACAUGAUUAAUGGCUAAUAAUAGAAACCGAUACACUACCCCCCAAUAUUUCCUUUAGAUGUGCUCCAUCUGAAUUUCUCAGAAAAGAUUAGUGUAUAUUUAUAUAAUAGUUGGUACCAAACAUAGUAAGAUAUGAUAUGCAAUACACAUUUCAGAUGAAAUGUUACUGCAGUGUUCAGUCCCAAAGUAAUACAGAGUGCAAGAGUAUAUGUGUAGUGAUUCUGGAAGAAAGUAUGGCAGAGAA
Messenger RNA from Neopsephotus bourkii (Bourke's parrot), 3583 nucleotides. RefSeq names its product gamma-aminobutyric acid type A receptor subunit gamma1 (gene GABRG1). Bases 328 to 1722 code for a protein of 464 amino acids. Gene Ontology annotation, biological process: nervous system process; monoatomic ion transmembrane transport; gamma-aminobutyric acid signaling pathway. Gene Ontology annotation, cellular component: synapse; neuron projection; postsynapse. NCBI's taxonomy places the organism in Eukaryota, Metazoa, Chordata, Aves, Psittaciformes, Psittacidae. Gene Ontology annotation, molecular function: GABA-A receptor activity; GABA-gated chloride ion channel activity; benzodiazepine receptor activity. The transcript is spliced from 9 exons. The record is from RefSeq and is a predicted model, not a curated record.